Molecule: messenger RNA, 1431 nt
Organism: Ostreococcus lucimarinus CCE9901
Lineage: Eukaryota; Viridiplantae; Chlorophyta; Mamiellophyceae; Mamiellales; Bathycoccaceae
Exons: 1
Coding region: 110-1399 (429 amino acids)
Biological process (GO): DNA replication; DNA strand elongation involved in DNA replication
Cellular component (GO): delta DNA polymerase complex
Molecular function (GO): DNA binding
Source: RefSeq, a predicted model, not a curated record
CGCGACGCGCGCGCGGCGACGCGCCGAUUCGACGAUGGCGGGCGACGGCGCGACGCGCGCGUCGGCGACGCGCGCGAUCGACGACGCGCGAUUCUCGUUGGCGAACAAGAUGCACGGGCAGUACUUUCAGUUGUACUUUAACCGGCUGCAGGCGCUGAAACCGCGCGCGCGCGAGGCGGCGCGCGCGCGAUGGCCGACGAUGCCGACGCGCGCGGUGCUGGAGCUGUGCGAGGACGAGGCGUGCGUCAUCGUGGGGACGAUUUAUAAGGAUAUGAAGGAUAAACCAAUCAUACUCGACGAGUACGUCAAGGGAUACGGCGAGGAGGCGGAGGGCGCGGCGGCGACGACGCGCGAGGAGCGGGCGACGUACACGCGCGAGGACGAUGGACUAGAGUUCGAGGACGAGGGCGCGCGAGUGAAACUGCUGGGCGUGGACGCGGGGAAAUUCGUCACCGGGGUGGUGUGCGCGGUGAAGGGGAAGGCGGUGAAGGGAGAUUUCCUCGUCGACGACGUCGUGGCGUACGCGCCGCCGACGACGGGCGAGGCGAAGAAAUCAAAGUCCGAGGCAUCGACGGCGACCAAAUACGUGUGUUUGGUCUCUGGAUUUGAGAUCGGUGGCAACGAUGCCGCGGCGUCGGCGCGCAAUCAAAUGUUUGUCGAUUACGUCACCGGGGCGUCCAUCGCCUACGGCGACGAAUCGCCGAGCGACUCGGACGCGGCGAAGAUUUGUCGCGUCAUCAUCGCCGGUGGGACGAUGGAUUUAAAGACGAGCUCGGAAGAACCUUCGGCGGCGACGAGUGAAGCGCUCAAAGAACUCGACAUCAUGCUCGCCGAGCUCGCGAGCGCGGUGCCCGUGGACGUGAUGAGCGGGAAGACGGACCCGACGAACAAGGCGAUGCCGCAGCAACCGCUGCACCCGGUGUACUUUCCCGAGGCGUCAAAGUACGAAAAGACGAUGUGUUUAGUGACGAAUCCGCACGAUUUGACGGUCGAUCAGACCUCUUUCCUGGGCACGUCUGGGCAAAACGUCGAAGACGUGAUGAAAUUUAGCACCAUCGACGCCGACGACGUCUCCAGCGCUUUUGUCGGCGCCGCCGCCGCCAAACGUCCCGUCGCCGCGUUGACUCAAACCUUGCGAUGGCAACACAUCGCCCCGGGCGCCCCCGAUACGUUGGCGUGUUACCCUUUCAAAGACCGCGAUCCGUUCGUCAUCGAACGCACCCCGCGAGUGUACUUUGCGGGAUGUCAAGACGCGUUCGGCUACGAGCGCGUUUCCCACGACCCAGCCGCCGGAGUCGCCGACACCCUCGUCGUCGCCGUGCCGAAAUUCUCAUCCACCGGCAUCGCCGUCUUGGUCGACAUCGACACCUUAAGCUGCCGCUCGAUACAAUUUCUGUAGGACACCAAUCGUCUCGCGUAGUAGAAGUUUUG